Molecule: messenger RNA, 906 nt
Organism: Trichechus manatus latirostris (Florida manatee)
Lineage: Eukaryota; Metazoa; Chordata; Mammalia; Sirenia; Trichechidae
Gene: ZFP42
Product: ZFP42 zinc finger protein
Exons: 1
Coding region: 1-906 (301 amino acids)
Biological process (GO): regulation of transcription by RNA polymerase II
Cellular component (GO): PcG protein complex; transcription regulator complex; chromatin
Molecular function (GO): RNA polymerase II cis-regulatory region sequence-specific DNA binding; DNA-binding transcription factor activity, RNA polymerase II-specific
Source: RefSeq, a predicted model, not a curated record
AUGGACCAGCAACUGAAGAAAAGACCAAGGAGAAGUUGCCGUAAAGACCUGGGUGGAAAGGCCCUCACUGAGACGAAGCCAAGCCAAGAACCUCAGGCAAAGAAAGAACCUGCUAAGUUGACGGGGGCCUUAUAUGAUGAAGGUGUAUACUGUGAGACUAACCCUCAGGUUGUUGAAGAGGAGUCUUUACCUGACUGUUACUUAGAAUACAUAAUAAGAGGUGAGUUUUCCGAACCCAUCCUGGAAGAGGACUUACUUCUUAAGUCCUUAGAAUGCCUGAGAGAAGAGUCAGAACAAGAGCUUGCUCAACAGGUUUUUGGAGACAAUUCACUUCUUGAAUGUUCUUCGGAAUACACAAAAAAAGGGGCAAAACAAGAGCUUCCUCGACAGAUUGUUGAAGAUAAUCCACCUGAGUAUUCUGAGUACAUGACCGGCAAGAAGCUUCCACCUGGAGGACUACCUGGCGUUGACCUAUCAGAUCCUGAACAGCUGGCAGAAUUUGCUAGAAAGAAGCCAAGAAAAAAUACAGAGGACAGUGAUCCACAAGCAAUUGCUUGUCCUCACAGUGGAUGCACAAGAAAGUUGAAGGGUAAACCCUCCCUGAAGAAGCAUCUCCUGGUUCAUGGUCCUCGGGGCUACGUUUGUGCAGAAUGUGGGAAAGCUUUCUACGAGAGUGCCAAGCUAAAACGACACUUCCUGGUUCACACCGGAGAGAAGCCCUUCCAGUGCACUUUUGAAGGGUGUGGAAAGCGCUUUUCUCUGGACUUCAAUCUGCGCACACAUGUACGAAUCCAUACUGGGGAGAAACGCUUUUUGUGCCCCUUUCGAGGCUGUAACAGGAGGUUCAUUCAGUCGAGCAACCUGAAAGCCCACAUCGCAACUCACGCGAAGCCCAAAAAGGACUAG